This is a messenger RNA of Hypanus sabinus (Atlantic stingray), 8328 nucleotides long. Its product is annotated as poly [ADP-ribose] polymerase tankyrase-2. The transcript has 28 exons. Gene Ontology annotation, molecular function: transcription cis-regulatory region binding; NAD+ poly-ADP-ribosyltransferase activity; protein binding. The record is from RefSeq and is a predicted model, not a curated record. Lineage: Eukaryota; Metazoa; Chordata; Chondrichthyes; Myliobatiformes; Dasyatidae. Gene Ontology annotation, cellular component: cytoplasm; nucleus. Bases 105 to 3731 code for a protein of 1208 amino acids. Gene Ontology annotation, biological process: positive regulation of transcription by RNA polymerase II.
CGGGGCUGGCUGGCUUUGUUCGGCGGCUGGGGCGUGGGGCGCGUGCACGAGCUCGACCCGUCUCGCCGCGCCGCGCCGCGCGACGGGGUAUCCGAGGGGGGCCGAUGGCGUCUCGGCGGUGUCCCGGGGCGGCAGGCUCGAGUGCGGGCGAGCACUCGCCAGUCCCCCCGCCUGCGCACCCAGACCCGGCCAGGGAGCUCUUCGAGGGCUGCCGCAACGGGGACGUGGCCCGGGUGAAGAAGCUGCUGAAGGCGGACAACGUCAACGCUAGAGACACGGCGGGUCGCAAAUCCACCCCGUUGCACUUCGCCGCAGGCUUUGGACGGAAGGAUGUAGUUGAAUUUUUGCUUCAGAGUGGUGCUAAUGUCCAUGCAAGAGACGAUGGAGGCCUUAUUCCUCUUCAUAAUGCCUGUUCAUUUGGUCAUGCAGAAGUUGUUAAUCUGCUGCUGUGUCAUGGUGCUGAUUCUAAUGCUCGUGAUAACUGGAACUACACGCCUCUCCAUGAAGCUGCCAUCAAAGGCAAAAUUGACGUAUGCAUAGUUUUACUCCAACAUGGAGCUGACCUUCACAUUCGUAAUACAGAUGGAAGAACAGCAUUAGACCUAGCAGACCCAUCUGCUAAAAUGCUCUUGACAGGUGAAUACAAAAAAGAUGAGCUCCUAGAAACUGCAAGGAAUGGAAAUGAAGAAAAGCUGAUGUCCCUACUUACACCAUUGAAUGUAAACUGCCAUGCUAGUGAUGGUAGAAAGUCCACACCAUUGCAUUUAGCAGCAGGAUAUAACCGUGUUAAUAUCGUACAGCUAUUAUUGCAACAUGGUGCAGAUGUUCAUGCUAAGGAUAAAGGAGAUUUAGUACCUCUUCACAAUGCCUGUUCCUAUGGUCAUUAUGAAGUAACGGAGCUUUUAAUUAAGCAUGGUGCCUGUGUGAAUGCUAUGGACCUCUGGCAGUUUACUCCUUUGCACGAAGCUGCCUCCAAGAACAGAGUAGAAGUAUGCUCCCUUUUGCUAAGCUAUGGUGCUGAUCCAACAUUACUGAACUGUCAUUACAAGAGUGCUAUUGAUUUGGCCCCUACACCCCAGCUAAAAGAACGCUUGGCUUAUGAGUUCAAAGGACAUUCGUUGUUACAAGCUGCUAAAGAAGCUGAUGUUGCUGGUGUGAAAAAACAUCUUUCUUUAGAGAAUGUGAAUUUCAAACAUCUUCAAACUCAUGAAACUGCUCUGCAUUUUGCUGCUGCUUCUCCAUAUCCAAAACGAAAACAGGUAGCUGAGCUUUUAUUAAGAAAAGGAGCUAAUGUUGAUGAAAAGACAAAAGACCUCUUAACACCCCUGCAUGUGGCAUCAGAAAAGGCCCAUAAUGAUAUGAUUGAAGUACUUGUAAAAAAUGAUGCAAAGGUGAAUGCCUUGGACAGUCUUGGUCAGACACCUUUACACAGGGCUGCACGUUCUGGUCAUCAUCACACGUGUCGCCUUUUGCUGGCUUCCGGAACUGAUUCAUCUAUAGUAUCUCUUCAGGGUUUCACUGCAUCAGAGAUGGGCAAUGAAAGUGUGCAGCAGGUUCUACAAGGUGCUGUGGUUGGAAAUUGUGAUACUGACCGGCAGCUGUUAGAAGCAGCUAAAACUGGAGACUUGGAUGUAGUCAAGAAGCUCUGCACUCUUCAGAAUGUAAACUGCAGAGAUGUAGAAGGCCGCCAGUCUACCCCACUUCACUUUGCAGCUGGUUACAACAGAGUGUCUGUGGUGGAAUAUUUGUUGGAAAAUGGUGCCGAUGUUCAUGCCAAGGACAAAGGUGGUUUGGUUCCAUUGCAUAAUGCGUGUUCCUAUGGACAUUAUGAAGUGGCAGAGCUGCUUGUUAAACAUGGCGCAGUGGUUAAUGUUGCUGAUCUGUGGAAGUUUACUCCUUUACAUGAAGCUGCUGCAAAAGGAAAAUAUGAAAUUUGUAAACUUUUAUUAAUUCAUGGUGCUGAUCCAACCAAGAAGAACAGAGAUGGAAAUACAGCUUUGGAUUUAAUUAAGGAUGGAGACACAGACAUUCAAGAUCUCUUGAGUGGCGAUGCUGCUUUGCUUGAUGCUGCAAAAAAGGGUUGCAUGGCCAGAGUGAAGAAGUUGUGCAUAAUAGAGAAUGUUAACUGCAGAGAUACUCAAGGCAGACAUUCGACACCUUUGCAUUUAGCAGCUGGUUAUAACAAUCUGGAAGUUGCAGAAUAUCUGCUGCAACAUGGUGCUGAUGUGAAUGCUCAAGACAAAGGAGGAUUGAUACCUUUACAUAAUGCAGCUUCAUAUGGGCAUGUGGAUGUAGCAGCAUUGUUGAUAAGAUAUAAUGCAUGUGUAAAUGCGACCGACAAAUGGGCUUUCACUCCCCUUCAUGAAGCAGCACAAAAAGGGAGGACACAGUUAUGUGCGUUAUUGUUAGCCCAUGGAGCUGACCCCACUAUGAGAAACCAGGAAGGACAAACGCCAUUAGACCUAGUCAAUGCAGAUGAUGUCAGAGCUUUGCUAAUUGCAGCAAUGCCUCCUUCUGCAUUGCCAUCUUGCUAUAAGCCCCAAGCUGUUGUCAUCAAUGCUUCACAAACAACAGGACCUACAGCCUCUUCUCUGCCUUCUAUUCCAUCAAAUACAGGAAGUCCAUCUGUUGCAUGUAGUCUAGAGAACCUUUCAACUAGUUUCUGUGAGCUCACUUCCAGUGGUAGCUUGUGUGGUACAGAAGGAAUCAGUAGCUUAGAGAAAAAAGUUCCUGGAAUACAUAUGACUAUUAAUCAGUUUUUGAGGAAUUUGGGCCUGGAACAUCUAUGUGACAUUUUUGAAAAAGAACAGAUCACGUUGGAUGUAUUGGUUGAAAUGGGGCAUAAGGAACUAAAAGAAAUUGGAAUAAAUGCUUAUGGACACAGACAUAAAAUCAUCAAAGGUGUUGAACGUCUUAUAGCUGGACAGCAAGGCAACUAUUGUGGAAUCAAGCCUUCAGAGCAUUUGAUUCCUGCCUCAAUGUUACAUAAAUGGGACUGUCUCCAAUAUGUUCCAUUGUACAGAGUAUGGCAUCUCAAAACCAGUUUGGGCAUCAACCCAUAUCUAACUUUAAACACUUCCAGCAGUGGUACAAUUCUGAUUGAUUUAUUACCAGAGGACAAGGAGUUCCAGUCUGUAGAGGAAGAGAUGCAGAGUACAGUGAGAGAGCAUCGUGAUGGUGGCCAUGCAGGUGGAAUCUUUAAUAAAUAUAACUUUUUGAAGAUUCAAAGGGUGUGCAAUAAAAGACUUUGGGAGCGAUAUACACAUCGAAGAAAAGAGGUUUCUGAAGAAAAUCACAAUCACUCAAAUGAGAGAAUGUUGUUUCAUGGUUCUCCCUUUGUAAAUGCCAUUAUUCAUAAGGGUUUUGAUGAAAGACAUGCUUAUAUUGGAGGAAUGUUUGGAGCCGGCAUAUAUUUUGCUGAAAAUUCAUCCAAAAGUAACCAGUAUGUCUAUGGAAUUGGUGGUGGCACUGGGUGUCCAAUACAUAAAGAUAGGUCCUGUUACAUUUGUCAUAGGCAAAUGGUGUUCUGCCGUGUCACACUGGGCAAAUCCUUUUUGCAAUUCAGUGCAAUGAAAAUGGCUCACGCACCCCCUGGUCAUCAUUCCGUCACUGGUCGUCCUAGCGUAAAUGGAUUGGCAUUGGCGGAAUAUGUCAUUUAUAGAGGUGAACAGGCUUACCCAGAGUAUUUGAUAACUUAUCAAAUUAUGAAGCCAGAAAAUGCAACUGAUUGAUAGAUGUGCAUAUACAGAUGGGGUUUGGUACAUGUACAAGAAGCCACAGAACACGUCCAAUGCACUCCAACUUUAUUUAUGUAUUAGUUUUGUAGGUGAAAAUAAUGCAUUUUUAAAACCAAAAACAUUUUAAUUGUGAAAUCCAAGUGGCUUUAAUACUGUACAAAAUAACUUUUCUAUGUAUUUGCCUUCCCAUAUUUCAGCACUUUAAUAGAACCAUUCCAAAAAAAUCUAUCUGCUCCUGGAGAAAUUUUGUAGUUACUUGAAGUAAUUGUACUGAUAAAAUUGAGAACUUUUUUUUGUACUUCUGUGACCCAUCUUGAUUUUCCAUAAAUUUUACAAUUACACACUUCACAUUAAAGCACCAUAAGAUGUUCUCAUUGUAAAAACAAUUGUAAAUAAGAAAGAUUUUUUGUAUUGAUUUAUUAAUUUAUUUACACUGCUUGCAUUACAUGCAUGUGCUAUGCUCACAAUGCAGACUUGCAAGGGCAGUGGUGCCUAUCAUUAAGAUUUAUUGUGUUGAAGAUCUUACCAUGCAGGAAGCAAAGUUUUAUGAGUAGCCAUUGAAAACCAAAAUUAAAAGUGUAAAUGCUAUGCAAGGGUUGAUAUUAAAAAUUGUAUAUUGAGCUGGCUACUUGUAUUCUAAAUGGCAUGCUGAAGUAAAGUCUUUUCAUGGAUUCUGUGUACAUAUUAUAUAUUUUUGAGUUGAUUAAAAUGCAUGAAAGUCAUUGUCCUCUCCGUAGUGUUGAGAAAUCUGCAGUGCUUUUACAGUAUUUGUAACUUGCAAUGCAUUUUAAGUAAUAUUUCUAAUAAUUUUACAAAGUUAUUGUAUUGCAAGUGAAACCUAUUCAUUAAAAAUUUUGCAUCUAAUAUGACAUUACGAUUGUUUUAUUGUUACAACUGCAUUGUUCUUCAAACCAGAACAUUUUCCGAGGCUGCUUCUUGAAAAAAGUGCUUAAGUGGAAACUAAUUAUACUUGUAAGAUCUGUAACUCAGCUAAGCCUGCCUGAAUUGCUUCUGACAUCUUUGUACAAGAAGUCUUUUUAUUUAGAGAUGCAACACGAUAACUGGCCCUCCCAGUCCAACGAGCCAACACUGUCCAAUUAUAGACAUGUGACCAAUUAACCUACCAACCCGUGCAUCUUUGGAAUGUGGGAAGAAGCUUCAGCACUCAAAGGAAAGCCAUGCGGUCUCAGCAAGAAUGUACAAACUCCUCACAAAGAAUUGUGGAAUUGAAUCAAGAUCACUGGCACUGUAAUAACGCCAUGCUAACUGCUGUGCAACCAUGUCAUCCAUCUUGUUGAAGAUGUGCCAACAAUGCCUUUUUCAGUCAUUCUGACAGCUUCUGAAAUUUAUAUCUACAUUAUUUUUCUGCUGUUUUUAAUCUGCAAGGUGGCUGGCACAUUGUCAGAUACUAAUUCUCAUUUUCUUCUUUUAAUGGUAGAUCUUGAUUCCCCAGUUUCUUUUAAAUGCGCAAAUUGGUUAUCACCAAAUUAUUAUAGUUUCCAGUGGUUGUCCUUUCUUUUAGUCUAAUCAAUACUGCUUCAGUGAUUUGUUUUUUUUUCAAGCCACUACUGUGUGUGCAAAUAAUCCUUAGAAUUCUCCAAGUUUCUCAUUGUUUAAUAGGACAUGGGCCCUCAGAUCAGAAUAGAUCUGAGACAGCUCAAUCUGUCCAUGUGCCUCUCUUAAAAAUUAAAUAAAUCAACUUGCCAUUAAUUGAAAAGUAACGUAGUUCCAAAAAAAUAUUGAGUUCCAGUACUGAGCACAGCUUCUCUACAUUUUUUUGAUAAGGCACCUCUGAGGUGUCAAUUCUAUCCAGUCUUCUCGCAGUUCAUUUGGUGCAUACCAAUCAUUAAGAAGCCAUUUAUGCUAAUCCCAUUUACCAGCAUUUGAACUGUGCCUUAAUAAAUAUAAAUACUCAUUCAAAUAUUUACUGAAAAUUGUCAAGAGUACCUAACCCCACCAUCUUCUCAGGCAAUGUGUUCCAGCCUUUCUCUACAGAUGAUUUUUGAUUCUGAUCCCCUCUGUCUUAGUUAAAGCUGUGCCUUUUAAUUUUUAGAUAGCUUCAUCAUGGGGGGAAAAGUUUUCCAUUAUCUACUCUUGUGUAUCCCAUGGUGCAAGAAAUCUGAAAGCCGUAGAGAACUGGGUCUCACAACUCUUUAAAUAUCAACACGUUUCUCCUUUGUCACUCUUGUACUAAUGCCUCCUUGAGCAUUUGUGUUGGCAAUACACAGUGAAGUUUUGUGGGCAGCUCAUAAAACUUAAUAUACUUCCGCAUUACUGUCAUUCCAAUCUGCAUCCUAUAAUUUCAAGCUUAAAGCACUGGAGUAUGAAAUUGCCUCUUCUUGGUAUCUUGUUAGCUAAUACAAUCCAUAAGAUGUUGAGCAGAAUUAGCUCAUUUGUCUCGUUACGUCUGAGUCUGCUCCACCAUUCCAUCAUGGCUGAUUUAUUAUCCCUUUUGAAUCCCAUUCUCCCGCCUUCUCCCUGUGACCUUUGAUGCCUUGAUUAAUCAGGAACCUAGCAACCUUCUUAAACAUACCCAAUUAAGUCUUCUUGCACUUCUGGUUUUUGAAUUUUCUCCUCACUUAGAAGAAUAAAGAAAUAAAUGUGUGGACUAAGUGCACAAUCAUGCACUUCCUUAUACUAUAUUCCAUCUGCCAACUAUUUUCCCAUUUCCCCCAUUCUGUUCAAAUCCUGCAGACACCCUGCUUCCCCAGUACUACUUGCCCCUCCAUCUAUCUUUGUAUAAUCCACAAAUGGACCUAAAAGCAUCAGUUCUUUCAUCCAAAUCAUUGAUGUAUAAUGUGAAAAGAAGAGGUCCCAACACUGACACCUGCAACCAACCAGAAAAGGCCCCCUUUAAUCCCACUCCUAGCCUCCUGCCAGUCAGCCAAUCUUUUAACCAUGCUAAUACCUUUCCUGUAAUACUAUGGGCUCUUACCUGUUAAGCAGCCUCAAAUGGUACCUUGUCAAAGGCCUUCUGAAAAUCCAAGUAAACAACAUCCUCUGACUCUCCUUUGUCUAUCCUGCCUGCUGUUUCCUUCAAGAAAUCCAACAGAUCUGUCAGACAAGAUUUCCCCUUGAGAAACCAUGCUGACUAUGGCCUAUUUUGUCAUAUGCCUCCAAGUACCUGGAAUCCUUGUCCACCUUCAUCUUUUCAUCCUCUGAAAUCAGACUAGCUGGCCUAUAAUUUUCUUCUGCCUUCCUUCUUUAAGAGUGAAGUGACAUUUGCAAUAUUCAAUUUUCCAGUCUGCUGGAACCAUUCCAGAAUCUAGUGAUUCUUGACAAUUAACUGCUUAUGCCUCCAAAAUCUCUUGCACUUCCUCUUUCAGAACCCUGGGCUGUAGUCCACCUGGUCCAGGUGACUUGUCUAGAGGACCUAAGGGCUCAGUACACUGUUUGGGCCAGGUGCUUUCCAUGGUGUCACCCUCCUGAAGGAUGCUCUCACAUUAUCCUAAGAGACUGAUACCCCAGGGUUGUCAAGGCCUGUGGGAGAUUGUGUAGGUACCUCCAUGUUCUGUCGGUCAAAGCAAGCAAAAAAUUGCCAUUUCAUAUGUGAGAUGACUUUGUGGAGAUCAUACCUUGACCCCAAUCAGUUUUGACUGGCAACAAAUCGCCUCCAGUCACCAAUAGAACCACAAAGCUCUGCAUGUUUGGCCCCCUGCUCUGCUUGCUUUAUACUUAGUCCCCUGAAAAAUCUGGCUGAAUGGUGCCACAACAAACUCUCACCCAAUGACAGCAGAAACAAAGUGCUGAUUAUUGACUACAGGAAGAGGAAACCAGAGAUCCAUGAGCCACUCCUGAUCAGGGGAUCAGAAGUCGAGAGGGUCAGUAACUUUAAAUACUUAGGUGUUAUCAUUUCAGAGGCUCUGUCCUGGAUCCAGCACUUAAGUGCCAUUGCAAAAGGUUUGCUCUGCUGCUUAGAAAUUUGUGAAGAUUGGUAUAUCAUCAAAAACUGUGACUAACUUUAUAGGUGCGCAGUGUAUACUGACUGGUUGCAUCAUGGCCUGGUAUGCAAACACCAAUUCCCUUGAAUGGAAAAGCCUUUAAAAAGUAACAGAUAUAGCCCAGACCAUCACAAGUAAAACCCUCUGCACCACUGAGCGCAUUUACUGGAGCACUCACAGGAAAGUAGCAUCUAUCAUCAAGGACCCUCACCAUCCAGGCCAUGCUCUCUCCUCACUGCUGUCAUCAGGAAGGAGGUUCAGAAGCCUUAGGUCCCAUGCCACCAGGUUCAGGAAUAGUUAUUAUCCCUCAACCAGUUAUUAUUCCUGAACCAAAGUGGAUAACUUCACUCAACCCGACACCAAACUGAUUCACAACUUUUGGACUUACUUUCAAAGCUCUACAACUUGUGUUCUCAAUAUUUAUCUAUCUAUCUCUCUAUGCAGUUAGUCAGUGAGUUUAGUUUUUUUAAGUAAUAGCACAAUUUGUUGUCUUUUGCACAUAGGUUAUUUGUCCACCUUUGGAUGCAUUUUCUUCAUUGAUGCUUUUGUGUUUCUUUGUAUUCAUUGUGAAUAUCCACAAGAAAGUGAAUCUCAGGGUAGUAAAUGGUGAAAUAUAUGUACUUUGAUAAUAAAGUUACAUUGAACUUUGA